AUGGUCGGUGAAUCCAAAGCAACUGCUUAUCGACGCUUUCAGCUUUUAGAACGCCGUCUUCAGCGGGAGCCCGGCCUCAGUGCAGAGUACCAUAAAUUCAUGAGGGAAUAUAUCGAACUCGGACACAUGCGACUUGCCAACAUGAUCAGCGAAGACGAUAUGAAUUGUUGCUACCUUCCUCACCAUCCUGUCAUCAAGGAAUCAAGCACUACGACCAAGGUUCGGGUCGUGUUCGACGGUUCAGCGAAAACCUCUACCGGUUCAUCGCUUAACGAGGCUCUAUGCGUUGGCCCAGUCGUGCAGGAUGAACUCAUUGCGACGAUAUUACGAAUGCGUACUUACCCGAUUGCUCUUGUUGGCGAUAUAGCAAAGAUGUACCGCCAGGUGUUGGUUCACCGUGAUGACACCUCUCUACAGCGUAUUCUCUGGCGUUUUUCUACAGAUGAGCCCAUUCAGGUCUACGAAUUACUCACCGUCACUUACGGAUUGGCUCCUUCUUCUUUCCUUGCAACUCGUACUUUACUGCAGUUAGCAGAUGAUGAAGGUUCACGCUAUCCGCUCGGCCGGGAAGCUCUUCUCAAAAACUUUUAUGUAGACGACUUCAUUGGUGGGGCGCAGACGAUAGAAGAAUAG
Molecule: messenger RNA, 633 nt
Organism: Sabethes cyaneus
Lineage: Eukaryota; Metazoa; Arthropoda; Insecta; Diptera; Culicidae
Exons: 1
Coding region: 1-633 (210 amino acids)
Source: RefSeq, a predicted model, not a curated record